UCACAGGCUGAAGAACAAUGGCUUCCUUCAGCAACCUGACUAUUGGCAUUGUUGUUGCCAGUUUUACUGUAUUUCAGCUCCUGUUCCAUGUUUUAAGUUCUUGGGUGUCAACACGAGUAACACCUGGUUUUAACAAUCUCAGCCAGAAAAGGAAGAUUGAAUGGAAUUCAAGGACAGUGUCCACAUUCCACGCCUUGGUGGUUGGUGGCUUUUGCCUCUAUAUUUUGUUAUACGAUGACGCUGUGAAUGCUGACCGCCUCUGGGGUGACCCUUCAAUUGUGAAACUGAAUAUUGCUAUUACCACAGGCUACCUCAUUUCUGAUUUGUUGCUUAUUAUUUACUACUGGAAGGCAAUUGGUGACAAAUAUUUUGUAAUACAUCACUUGGCAGCUCUGUAUGCUUACUAUUUUGUACUGAGCAAAGGUCUGCUGGCUUAUUUUGGAAACUUCCGUCUGCUUGCAGAGUUCUCCACUCCUUUUGUCAAUCAGCGGUGAGUGCUCAGGGGAUGUUUGCAUCGUUACUUUACAUCUUAAUUUGUAUCAUUUCUGUCACUUGGGAAGUCUUUUUUGUUGUCUAAUGUCUGCUGAAAGGGAAUUUAUAUUUAUGU
Messenger RNA from Nestor notabilis (Kea), 607 nucleotides. Its product is annotated as transmembrane protein 56-B-like. The transcript has 5 exons. Bases 18 to 494 code for a protein of 158 amino acids. NCBI's taxonomy places the organism in Eukaryota, Metazoa, Chordata, Aves, Psittaciformes, Psittacidae. The record is from RefSeq and is a predicted model, not a curated record. Gene Ontology annotation, biological process: lipid homeostasis. Gene Ontology annotation, cellular component: endoplasmic reticulum; membrane.